AUGGCGGAGACGUUAACCUCAGGCAGUGACACACCGGGGAUCGACCCCUGGACCUUUGAGCCACAGAACCAUGCACUCUCCAUCUGUGCUACGUCCUGGGGACUUCUUAAGACUAGAUUGCGGGUGUUCUUCGCGAGCACGGACGAUUCGGCGGCCGACGACGUCGAGUCAGAGAUGGAAGAGGACGACCAAGUCAAUGGAAAUCGUCCGCCGCCGUUCUUGGAGACCCAGCUACGACUGGUGAAGGAAGAGAACAAAGAGCUGAGAGAGGCGUUGAGACACCGCACCAUCAUGAACGACUACCUCCGAAGGCGAAUCGCUUACGACGAACGUCUCCAAAGCAAUCGAGGCGGAGUUGUUGCGCCGUCCAAUCGUGAUUCCAAUGACAGGGAGCCAGAAGGAACCGCGACGAAAAAAGUUCGCGUCUCUGUUCGACUCAAAACUGAAGAAAACAAGAAUCAGGAUGGUUGCCAGUGGAGGAAGUAUGGGCAGAAGAAGGCUAAAGGAAAUCCGGCCCCCCGUGCUUAUUACCGUUGCACGAUGGCCGAUCAAUGUCCCGUUCGAAAGAAGCUGCAAAGGUGCGCGGAGGAUAAGUCGGUAUUGGUGGUCACGUACGAAGGGACUCACAGCCACCCACUGCCGCCGCCGGCUUUAAUGAUGGCAAACGCCACCUCCGCUGCGGCGAGGAUGAUGUUGUCGAAUUCCGUGCAAAGUGGCAGCGUGUUGAUGAACCCGGCGAUCCCCUUCGCCUCCGGCGGCACCGUCAGCAUCUCCGCCUCUGCCCCGGUUCCCACCGUGACACUGGACCUCACGCAAGCUCAAAACAGCGCCUUGGCUUCCCAGCUCCAGGUGCCAUCGUCCGCCAUGGUUGGUGGCGAUGUUGCCCAAUUGGCGGCGGGGCAACCAACUGCUGACGGCCUGACGCCCUCUGCGUUCGACGCGGUGGUCAGGAACAUUAUGGCGGACUCAAACUUCAGGACUGCGCUCAAGGCGGCCAUCAAUGCCGCCAUCAACGACGGCGCAGGCCCCAGUAAUCACUGAUCCGCAAACGGCAAGCUAAUUAAUACUAGUAGCAGUGGCAAUUCGACGAGCUCGGAAUGACUUUUAGAAAAUCUUGCACCUGGGUUGAUUUUUUUUUAAUAAUCCAAAAAUUUAGUUUUCCUAAUGGAGUAAUUAGGGUGGCUGGCCCGGCCCUGUAGAUUUUGAUUCUUAUCAAUUGAA
Molecule: messenger RNA, 1221 nt
Organism: Zingiber officinale
Lineage: Eukaryota; Viridiplantae; Streptophyta; Magnoliopsida; Zingiberales; Zingiberaceae
Product: probable WRKY transcription factor 31
Exons: 4
Coding region: 1-1041 (346 amino acids)
Biological process (GO): regulation of DNA-templated transcription
Molecular function (GO): sequence-specific DNA binding; DNA-binding transcription factor activity
Source: RefSeq, a predicted model, not a curated record